This is a messenger RNA of Camponotus floridanus (Florida carpenter ant), 851 nucleotides long. RefSeq names its product cytochrome B5-like protein. Gene Ontology annotation, molecular function: heme binding. The record is from RefSeq and is a predicted model, not a curated record. Gene Ontology annotation, cellular component: intracellular membrane-bounded organelle; membrane. The coding region runs from base 249 to 767 and encodes 172 amino acids. The transcript is spliced from 2 exons. Lineage: Eukaryota; Metazoa; Arthropoda; Insecta; Hymenoptera; Formicidae.
UGUAUUUUCUUUAUCUGAAUUGUUUUCAAUUAGUGAUCAUUAUUGGAGUUUCAAGAAGAAGGAAUAAUUUUUUACUCGAGCGCAAUCAGUUUGAAUAAUUAGGAUUAUGUAAGUGUUUUAUACGUUUAUCACGAUAGUACAUAAAAAGACAACUCGCGGGUGCACGUAUUAGGUUUCAACCGGUAAUAAAAUUAUUUUCUUUUCCCAAGGGAAUUGAUUUCUGUCUAGCGUGCACAGUAUUCCACACGAUGUCUCUUGACAGACAACAUCGGCAGAAACGUUCGCCAUUAAAAAGUGCUCUUAGAACUCGUAGCAGCAUAGAUCUUUCAAAUCUGUGUUGUCACUCUCCCGAAUUGGUGGAUAUGAAAUCGUCCAAGGAAAAUUUGCUACAGGUUGAGCGUGACAAUUCCAUGAAGAAAAAUGAAUGCAUCAAAGAACAAAGACAUAGGACAAAUUCAAGCAAAAGAAAGUCGCACAACGAAUUGCGGACGAUUCAUUUAGAUGAAGUCGCUUGGCACGAUGCAACUAAUGAUUGCUGGUUGGUGAUCCAUGAUUACGUAUACGAUUGCACAGAAUUUCUAAAUAAUCAUCCGGGUGGCCAAGACAUUCUCUUGGAAUAUGCUGGACGAGAUGCGACUUUAGCGUUUAUCGGUACUGGACAUUCCACCGUCGCCAAAACAACCUUAGAUCAGUAUAAAAUCGGUGAACUUCCACCGAAGGAGAGGAUCUUUCGCGUUUCCAACGGUGUCAAAAUCUCGGGAUUUUAAUUUAUAUACUUGGAUUAUUGAAUCGUCAUUGUUAUGGACAUUUCUAUAUAUUUAAAUAAAUACUAAUUAGAUAUUCUACUUUGA